Molecule: messenger RNA, 1578 nt
Organism: Colletotrichum higginsianum IMI 349063
Lineage: Eukaryota; Fungi; Ascomycota; Sordariomycetes; Glomerellales; Glomerellaceae
Product: putative Vitamin H transporter
Exons: 3
Coding region: 1-1578 (525 amino acids)
Biological process (GO): transmembrane transport
Cellular component (GO): membrane
Molecular function (GO): transmembrane transporter activity
Source: RefSeq, a predicted model, not a curated record
AUGGCACCACCCCCCGAAGCUCCGGGUUCGGACCCGGAAAAGCGGACCCACUCGGCCAUUGACCCGGCCCCCGGUGCCCUCACCGCCGCCGACGAUGACUUGGUCUCGAAGCACCACAUCACCGACGAGUCCGGCGCGCUCGCCGCCUCGGCCCUCAACUCGGCGCCCCUCGACGACGCGCAGUCCCGCUCGAUCCUCAGGAAGCUCGACCGGCGCAUCCUCCCCUUCCUCUGCGUCACCUACGCGCUCCAGUUCAUCGACAAGACGUCGCUGGGCUACAGCUCCGUCUACGGCAUCAUCCCGGACAACGGCCUCGUCGGCCAGCAGUACAGCUGGGCGAGCAGCAUCUUCUACUUCGGCUACCUCGUCGCCGAGUACCCCGGCGUCGCCGUCCUGCAGCGCUUCCCCGUCGCCAAGUUCCUCGGCGCCAACAUCGUCCUCUGGGGCGCGAUCCUCAUGACCACGGCGGCCUGCAGCUCCUUCGCGGGGCUGGCGUCGGUCCGCUUCCUCCUCGGCGCCACCGAGGCCACCAUCUCGCCGGGCUUCGUCGCCGUCACAGGCAUGUGGUGGACGCGCCAGGAGCAGGCCGGCCGCUCGGCGCUCUGGGUCUCCUUCCUCGGCGUCGGCAGCUUCAUCGGCACGCUGCUGGCCUACGGCAUCGGCCACAUCACGGGCUCACUUUCGCCGUGGAAGUACAUCUUCCUCAUCCUCGGUGCCAUGACGGUCGUCUGGGGUGUUGUCUUUACGCUCUUCGUGCCCGACAGCCCCGCCAACGUGACGUGGCUGACGGAGCAGGAGAGGGUCGUCGCCGUGCAGCGCGUCGCGGCGAACAACACCGGCACCGGCCGGAGCAGGACCUUCGUCAUGGCGCAGGUCGUCGAGGCGGCGACGGACCCGGCCAUCAUCAUCCUGGGCCUGAUUUCCUUUGUGAACGCGAUCGCGUCCGGGGGCUUGGCGUUCGGCUCGCUGAUCAUCCAGGGGUUCGGGUUCAGCCCCCUGCAGACGACGCUGAUGAACCUGCCCCUUUCUACGGUCCAGGUCGUCACGCAGCUCGGUGCCGGUUUCUUGACGAGCAAGAUCUCUAGCUCACGAUUGCACGUUGGCACGGUUGCCAUGAUCCCACCGAUCAUCGGCACGCUACUGAUCAACCAGCUCCACCUGGACAACAAAUGGGGCCGCCUCGUCGGUGUGUGGCUCUUGGGGUCAUACCCCGUCGGCUUCAUGGUCAUCCUCGGGCUCCUCUCGACAAACAUCGCCGGCGGCACGAAGCGCUCCGUCGCCUCGGGUUGGGUGUUUGUGUGCUACUGCAUCGGGCAGAUCGCGGGCCCCCAGUUCUUCAAGAGCAAGGAGGCGCCGGCCUACCACAACGGCAUCGUGGCAAUGCUGUGCGGCUUCAUCCUGAACCUCGUCCUCAACCAGAUUCUACGGUUCAUCUACGUGCUGGAGAACAAGAAGCGCGAUAAGCUGCUCGAGGGCAAGUCCGAAGAGGAGAUUGCCGAGAUGCAGAGGGAGGGUGAGGUCCUGGGGUUCGAGGAUGCGACUGACAAGACCAACCCGAUGUUCCGGUACGUCCUCUGA